Messenger RNA from Letharia lupina, 1869 nucleotides. RefSeq lists its product as uncharacterized. The transcript has 9 exons. NCBI's taxonomy places the organism in Eukaryota, Fungi, Ascomycota, Lecanoromycetes, Lecanorales, Parmeliaceae. The coding region runs from base 1 to 1869 and encodes 622 amino acids. The record is from RefSeq and is a predicted model, not a curated record.
AUGUACAUGGCUACAUGCAUUCUAUCGCGUCACAGGACUACGGCUUCGGGGGGAAGCCGGAAACCUGCGUUAACGGUCGAUCAGGGUUUCAACAACAAUACGGAGACCAUUUUGCAUGAGCCUUCUGGAAGCAAGCUCCGAUCGGGAGACAGGACUGCAUUACAAAAAGCCCGCUACUUUGCUACACCUCAUUCGGCCAGAGUUGAGAGAUCUAUCGGAGAAAAGGGCUUUCAGCAGCCAGCAACUCUAGAAUCGCUUCUCCUAACUCGGUUCUACGAAAGCGCAGUGGUGAUCGAUCGUCUGAUUGUUGAUGAGAGAAGAGAUGAAACAGAGUUUGCCGUGCUAUGCGGCAUCUGGCCCCUUUUUUCUCGUAACGAGCGUGACUCUGGAUGGCGGCUUACGAGUUGUGGAGUCUUCCAUGCAGAGGACAAAAAGGAAAGUCGAGUCGUUUUGAAAAAGAUCUUCACGGGCCGGAAGGGCAAUGCAUCAGACUGUCUUGUUCGAGAGAAUUUGGGGCAGGCGGCUUUCAAUCUCUUCGUGUCACUAUUCCUAUAUCGAUAUCUUCGCCUAGUCGUGAAUCUUUUUGCCUUCAGCAGGCUUCGACCAAUACCCAUACCGGACAUCCCACGAUUGACAUCACAAGAUGUCACUGUCGUCAUUCCUUCAAUAGAAGGGGACGGCGAGGUAUUGUGGGAGACUAUUCGCAGCAUCCUCGCGACCGAGCCAUUUGAAAUCAUCCUGGUGACCAUCGACGCGCAUUUGACUCGGGCAGAACUAAUGAUCAAGCACAUGUGCACCUCUAAAGUAAGAAUACGCAGUGUGUCGUAUCCCAAUAAGCGCCGACAGAUGGUUCAUGCUUUGCCCGAUAUUAGAACGGACAUUACAGUUUUUGCAGACGACGAUGUUCUCUGGCCGCCGAAAUUGCUGCCCUGGAUGUUGGCACCGCUGGAAGACGAAUCCUAUGGUGGCGUUGGCACAAACCAGAGGCUCCGGCGUGCGGAAGCUCCAACUCUCCAGCAAAGGGUUUACGGCUACUUGAAUGCCUUGUAUCUGGAAAGGAGGAAUUUCGAUUGUGCAUCAUGUAUGUACAUGGACGGAGGCCUGCCGUGUCUUUCUGGACGGACGGUGGCAUACCGAAGCAACAUACUCAAGGAUAAGGCUUUCAUCGAAGGUUUCACCCAAGAAGUGUGGCUUGGGAGAUACCAGUUGAAUGCAGACGACGACAAUUUUAUUACAAGAUGGCUGGUUUCCCAUGACAAGAAGAUAGGCUACCAGUAUCACAAAGAAGCGGAAAUUUUGACUACGCUUGAAGACAAUCCCAACUUUGUGAAACAGUGCUUGCGGUGGUCUCGGAGCAAUUGGCGGAGUAAUAUUACGAGCAUGUUCUGUGAGAGACAUGUUUGGAGAAAGCAGCCAUGGAGCACGUACGCCGUCUAUCAAACGACACUGUUGCAGUGGGCCUUUGUCUGGGAUUGCCUGCUUCUGUAUCUCUAUCACACAAGCACUUCAGCUUGGAGUUACGACGCAAGGAUGCUGGGCCUCGUCACGCUCCUGAGCUGGAUGUUGAUGAGCAAAUUUCUCAAACUGCUGGGCCAUUACAUACGCCAUCCGGUUGACUUUCUCUUAUUGCCCGUGUCAAUUAUUUUUGGUUAUUUACACGGGCUAAUCAAGGCUAAGGCCAUGAUAUCUCUUAAUGUCACCGCGUGGGGUACCCGCGAUGGAGCAGACGACGACGACGGCUCCCGCAUGAUACGGGUCAAUCGAAAGCAACAGGAGGCCGGCAAUACCUUCUCUAUCCUCGAGACAUCCUCUUACCCCAAUGAGAAAUGCGAAUAUCCGCCCAGCUUCCUACGGUGUACAACUGUUUAG